This is a messenger RNA of Cuscuta campestris, 2533 nucleotides long. NCBI's taxonomy places the organism in Eukaryota, Viridiplantae, Streptophyta, Magnoliopsida, Solanales, Convolvulaceae. The record is from the annotation of a GenBank genome assembly.
CAAUGAUUGGGAGCAGCGAGCAGAGAGAGGCGGGCAAGAAGAACCAGAGAUGAAAGAGCAGAUCUAUGAAAUCCCAUGGUACAUACGUGAACCAGAGAGAGGCGGGCAAGAAGAACCAUGGUCAGAUCUGUUCCUUUUUCGACAUAAUCGCCAUCAAUUUCAUAGAUCUAUAAAGCUUUUGUUACUCCUAGCCUUGCCUCAAGCCGUCAAAACCUCGGAUGGAAGAGAUUAGAUCUACGAGGGAGGGGUUACAGAAGGGAUGGCGGCAAGAAGAACCACAGAAGUCAUCCGAUGGUUCCAGAGAGUCGGCGGCAGCGGCGGUAAAGAAUCGCCGGCGGUGGUAGAGAAUCGCCGGCGGUGGUAGAGAAUAGCCGGCAGUGGUGUUGGCAAUCAGAGAGUGGGUACCAGUAGAUUGAAAGAUGGAAGGUUGUAGGGGUAAAAUAGGAAAGUCAAAGCAAAUUUUAUCACACAUUAAUAUGCGUGCCCGGUCAAACCGGGAAGUUCUUUUUUGGACAGAGGGAGUAUAACUUUGUUAUGCUCAGUCUAUGUGCUGAGGGGACACUUCAUCUAACAACUUUUUCCCUGGUUUGCAUUGAAAUGAAUUAUUAAUUGACCAACAGGUUGAUUGUGUGGAUGAUGAGCUUAACGAUAGAAUUGAACAAUACAUGAUUGAAGCAGAAAAAACCAGACAAGAAGCUUUUGAACAAACAAAGAAGCGUAUGAAAGCUGAGAAGGAAGCACUUGAAGCUAGGCGCAGGGCUAAUGCAUCUGGAACAAUGUAUGCCGAGGAGUUCAGGCAAAGGAGUGCAAGUGAGGAUGCGCUAGCAAGGAGAAAGGAUGAAGUUGAACAGAUGACAAGGGAGAUAGCUAGAGUCAGGGAAGAUCUUCAGGCUGCACAAGAACAGAAAUCUUCAAUGGAGAGUCAGAUUGCGAACUCCGAGAAGACGGUACAUGAGUUGGAGCAGAAGAUGUUCUCUGCAGUUGAACUUCUGCAGAAGUUCAGGAAAGAGAGAGAUGUUUUGGAGGUGGAGCGUGACAAUGCACUUAGAGAGGUUGAGUAUGUGAAAGAAAAACUUGACAAAGAAGCUUCAAAUUCAUCUACAGCUCAAUUCUUUGCCGAAUUCUCACUUUCAGAAAUCAGAGAAGCAACUUUUCAUUUUGACCCUAACUUAAAGAUUGGUGAAGAUGGUUAUGGAACCAUUUAUAGAGGUCUUGUUCGCCAGACGCCAGUGGCAAUAAAGAUUUUGAAUCAUAAUAGCUCACAAGGUCUAUCGGAGUUUCAACAAGAGGUCAAUAUGUUGAGUAAGUUGAGGCAUCCAAACCUAAUCACUCUUAUUGGAGCCUGUCCAGAGUCAUUGACACUUGUCUAUGAAUAUCUUCCUAAUGGAAGCCUAGAGGACCGUAUCAACUGCAAAGGAAACACCCCACCACUCUCAUGGCAAACUCGGAUCCGUAUUGCAACAGAGCUAUGCUCUGCUCUUAUAUUCUUACAUUCCUGCACUGAUCAAGGCAUCGUUCACAGUGACCUAACACCUGCAAAUGUUUUGCUUGAUUUCAACUUUGUGAGUAAGCUCAGUAACUUUGGAACUUGCCGUGUUCUCUCUCAAGAUGAACUUCUUUGGAGAGCUGACAAAAAAGGCACUUUUGUAUAUAUGGAUCCAGAGUUCCUUGCAACAGGAGAGCUAACUCCAGAAUCUGAUGUCUAUUCAUUUGGAAUCAUAUUGUUGAGGCUGCUGACUGGAAAGCCUGCAUUAGGAAUCACAAAGGAAGUUCAAUGUGCCUUGGAUGAGGGGAACUUAGAAGAUAUUCUGGAUCCAACGGCAGGGGACUGGCCGUUUGUACAAGCUAAACAGUUGGCUCACUUAGCAAUGAGUUGCUGUGAGAUGAAUCGUGGGCAGAGACCUGAUCUGGGUUCAGAGGCGUGGAAGGUGCUAGAACCGAUGAGAAAGGCUUCAUGCAGGGUCUCAUCUUUUCAACUACUAAGUUUGGAUGAGCGUUGCCAUGUUCCACACUAUUUUCUAUGUCCCAUUUUUCAGGAAAUCAUGGAAGACCCUGUGGUUGCAGCCGAUGGUUUCACCUACGAGGCCGAAGCUCUUCGAGGAUGGUUGGACGGCGGUCAGGACACGUCGCCAAUGACCAAUCACAAGCUCUCACACACUAACUUUGUGCCAAAUCGCGCCCUUCGGUCCGCUAUACAGGAAUGGCUCCACCAGCAUUGACUCUUCAUCUUGUGUAUGCAACUCUUAUUACUAUGUCUUUCUUUGUUGUAUAGAUGAAGUAUAUAUAUACGGAGUAUGUCGUAAUUUGGUAUAUACCAUUUGAUCAGGAUAUACAGGUAACUUUAUGAACCUUAGUACAUAAAAUGGUGAUCUGUAUUAGUUCUUGUUAAGAGAUAAAGACCCAAUUAUUAUUCCAUUGAAAAUGUGAGACAAUAGUACAAUUCAUACAGGUAAGUAUCAAAAUACUCCUUCUGUCCAAAUAUUUCUUUCCCAGUUUGACUUGGCACGAAGAUUAAGAAAACUUAAAAAUUGUA